GAUCCCACCAAAGCCUGUAAGCUCUUCCCUCCAAAACCCUCCAACAAAGAAGGCAGAAAAAGAAAAAAUAAAAAAAAGCCCAAAGGGAAGAAAGUAAAUAAAUAAAUAAAUAGAUUCCACCAAUAAAACGAGACAUCGCAACCCAAGGUACUCACUUCACCCCUUGCGUUCCUCUCUCUCCCUCGACCACUGCGACUAGAGAUCGAAAGCAUGCAGCAGCUUGAAUCUGGUGAGACCAUGACCAUUCAACGGCGCGUGGGGUUACUGUACGAUGAGCGGAUGUGUAAGCAUCACACUCCUGAUGAUGAUUACCAUCCUGAGAACCCCUAUCGCAUCAAGGCUAUUUGGAACAAGCUCCUAGCCAACAACAUUCCUCAAAGAUGUGUUGUUCUAAAUGCCAAAGAAGCAGAAGAUAAAUAUCUACUGGCUGUUCACUCCAAGAAUCAUGUUAAUUUGAUAAGAAAUAUAAGCUCCAAUCAAUUUGAUUCUCGAAGAAAUAGAAUUGCUUUAAAAUUUAAUUCCAUAUACUUCAAUGACGGAUCAUCAGAAGCUGCCUACAUUGCUGCUGGUUCUGUUGUGGAGGUUGCUGAGAGAGUAGCCAAAGGGGAACUGCAUUCUUCUGCUGCUAUUGUUAGGCCUCCUGGACAUCAUGCUGAACAUGAUGAGGCAAUGGGAUUUUGUCUAUUCAAUAAUGUCGCCGUUGCAGCAAGUUAUCUAUUAGAUGAAAGACCAGAACUGGGUAUUAAAAAGAUUCUGAUUGUUGACUGGGAUGUUCAUCAUGGUAAUGGCACUCAAAAGAUGUUUUGGAAGGACCCUCGUGUUCUGUUCUUCUCUGUUCAUAGGCAUGAGUUUGGGAACUUUUACCCUGCAAAUGAUGAUGGUUUUUAUACUAUGAUUGGGGAAGGGCCAGGUGCAGGAUAUAACAUAAAUGUUCCUUGGGAGAAUGGAAGAUGUGGAGAUGCAGACUAUCUUGCUGUUUGGGACCAUAUCUUGAUCCCUGUUGCCAAGGAAUUUGAUCCUGACAUGAUUUUAGUGUCUGCAGGGUUUGAUGCAGCUAUCGGUGAUCCUCUUGGCGGCUGCCGUGUCACACCCUAUGGAUAUUCAGUAAUGUUGAAAAAGUUAAUGGAUUUUGCUCAUGGUAAGAUUGUGUUGGCAUUAGAAGGAGGUUACAAUCUUGACUCUAUAGCAAAUUCUUUCCUUGCAUGCAUGGAAGUUUUGCUUGAAAGCAAGCCUAUUGCUGGAUCUUCAGAGGCCUAUCCAUUUGAGUCCACAUGGCGUGUAAUACAAGCGGUUCGAAAGAAAUUAAGUGCUUACUGGCCUUCACUUGCAGACGAAAUACCCUUGAAGUUAACUAGUCAGAAAGCUCCUCCUGCGCAUCUUUUGAUCUCAAGCUCUGAUUCUGAAGAUGAGGAUGAAAAAUCUCCAAACAUUGUGUCAGAUAAUAUGGUGAAAGUUGUUCAGGAGAUUGUUGAACCUCUUUCAAAGCUGAAAGUUGAAGAUAUUCAUGGCAAGGAUCAAGUGGCCAGAGAGUCUGUCCCCUGGAGAUCAGAGCUUUCAAAGAUGGAGAUUUGGUAUGCCACUUAUGGAUCAAAUAUGUGGAAACGAAGGUUCCUUUGCUAUAUUCAGGGCGGUCAGGUGGAUGGUAUGAGGAAGCCGUGCCCUGGUUCAAUGGAUAAAAACCCUCCAAAAGAGAUCUUGUGGAAAACUUUCUCCCGCAGAUUGUUCUUUGGCCGUGAAUCAACACGUACAUGGGGUCCUGGAGGAGUUGCAUUCCUUAAUCCUGAAACUAGCGUUGAUGAAAAAACUUACAUAUGCAUGUACAGAAUCACGUUGGAGCAGUUCAAUGAUGUUUUGUUUCAAGAAAAUAUAGCGCUUCAAGAAAAUGUUUCUAGUUGUGAGAUGGGUUCUCCAGCCUUUCAUUUGGCAGAUCUAGAGUCCGUCGAAAAACAUGGAUCUAUGUCUUUGGAGGUUUUUAAGGGUUGGUACCAUAAUGUAGUGUACUUGGGGAAGGAGCAGGAUAUUCCCAUACUGACUAUGACCUGCUCACUUUCAGAUGUUGAGAGGUUUAAAUCGGGAAAAGUUCCCCUUUGUGCCCCUUGCAAAGAAUAUGCUAAUACCUUAAUACAAGGCCUGAUUGAAGGAGGGCAGUUCUCAGAAGAGGAAGCCAUUACCUACAUAGAAGAAGCUUCUUCAAAACCAAUAUGAUGGCAACUGUCUGGCUGUCACAUUUAUUCUCGUAAAUGUCCAAAUUAGCAGCUUUGGUUGUACAUUAAUUCCAAGUCUUGCUCAUCACAUAAGCUUUAGGAACUGGGACCACCAGUAGGCUUGGGUUAUUGCGUAUUAGGUUCUAGUUAGGGUUAGCAUCUAUCAAGGAUGCAGCAGCUAAUUCUAACGCACAGUAAUAUAUUCACAAUACGAGACCGUUUCGACUUUCAAACUGUGUGCAGAACAUGAUGUUAUAUGGUAUGGCUAAAAUUUGCGAUA
This is a messenger RNA of Manihot esculenta (cassava), 2484 nucleotides long. RefSeq names its product histone deacetylase 5. Gene Ontology annotation, biological process: chromatin organization. Gene Ontology annotation, cellular component: histone deacetylase complex. The record is from RefSeq and is a predicted model, not a curated record. NCBI's taxonomy places the organism in Eukaryota, Viridiplantae, Streptophyta, Magnoliopsida, Malpighiales, Euphorbiaceae. The transcript has 14 exons. Bases 211 to 2205 code for a protein of 664 amino acids. Gene Ontology annotation, molecular function: histone deacetylase activity.